AUGGAUGAUCCAGGUGAUCCUGUGACUGCCCCUCUCGCCGCGUGUGUGCCCCUCCUUCCCUUCCAUGCCCCUCUCUCCCUCCCAUGCUCUUCUCUCCCCUCUAUGCCCCUCUCUCCCCUCCAUGCCCCUCCCUCCCCUCCAUACGCCUCACUUUCGCCCAUGCCCCUCUCGCCUCCCAUGCCCCUCUCUCCCCUCCCUCACCCCGCGUUCCCCUCCCACUCCCCUCGUUCCCUCUGUGCAGCCUCCUUGGGACAGAGGAGUGGGCGAUGCAUGCAUGAUUCACUACACCUAUGGCUGUGGCUACGACCUCCCAGCUGUCAGCUGUGGCUGUCAGCCUGCGACCAUGACCUCCCAUCCCAUGCCGCGCUUAUGCAUCCCUGCCCCCCAUGCCUUCUCCCCCCAUGCAGCCUCCCUGGGACAGAGCAAGCAGUAGGCAAUGCAUACAUGAUUCACCACACCCAUGGCUGCGACUAUGACCCCAAUGCCCCUCUCCCCUCCCACUCUACCUCAUUGCCCUACACCUAUCUCAUUACCCUCUCCCAUGCCAUGCCUCCCUCCAUGCAGCCUCCUUGGGACAGAUCAGUAGGCGACGCAUACAUGAUUCACUACACCUAUGGCUGUGACUACGACCUCAAUGGAAAUCACCUGCCAGGCAAGGUGGGGCCAUGGCACUUUGACAAGAGAGACCACCAGACAGCCAUUCCUCGCAACAUCUCCUACCCACCCGCCGGCUCUGCUCCCUCUGUGUUUGAGCUUAUCCGCCGGUUAAACGAUGCGACGUGGUCGCUCAAGUGGGUUGUCGGGGCAGCGUGA
Molecule: messenger RNA, 813 nt
Organism: Closterium sp. NIES-65
Lineage: Eukaryota; Viridiplantae; Streptophyta; Zygnematophyceae; Desmidiales; Closteriaceae
Source: the annotation of a GenBank genome assembly